Calliphora vicina (urban bluebottle blowfly) is the source of this 709-nucleotide messenger RNA. RefSeq names its product ER membrane protein complex subunit 4 (gene EMC4). Gene Ontology annotation, biological process: protein folding in endoplasmic reticulum. The record is from RefSeq and is a predicted model, not a curated record. Gene Ontology annotation, cellular component: EMC complex. Lineage: Eukaryota; Metazoa; Arthropoda; Insecta; Diptera; Calliphoridae. Bases 121 to 624 code for a protein of 167 amino acids. The transcript has 3 exons.
UGGUGAAUUUAUCUCUAUGUUUUUUCACUUGCAGUGCGUGUAUUUUUACAAGUAAAUUUGAUACAAAUUAAUAUUAAUUAGUAAAUUAUUAGUAAAUAAUAUUGAAAAGAAAUACCAAAAAUGUCAGCUAAACAAGCCUCCAAGAAAAGCAAAUGGUCUUUGGACUUUAAUACCAACAGCAAAUCAAAUGAUUUACCCGCACCUCCAGGUUAUAAUGCUAAUGCUCUGGUCAAUCAAACCGAAAUUGUAAGAGAUCAACGUUUGGUUAUUAAGAAAUCUUGGGAUUUGGCUUUAGGCCCUCUAAAACAGAUACCAAUGAAUUUAUUUAUAAUGUACAUGUCCGGCAAUACAAUUUCCAUUUUUCCCAUUAUGAUGAUUGGCAUGAUGUUAAUACGACCCAUUAAGGCCAUGUUCUCUACUCAAGUCACCUCCAAAAUGGCCGAGGGUGCUCAAGGUACCGGUCAGAGGCUAGUAUAUUUCUUAGGUAAUUUAGCUAAUGUAGCUGUGGCUCUCUAUAAGUGCAAUAGUAUGGGACUGUUGCCAACGCAUGCAUCCGAUUGGCUGGCAUUUGUGGAACCACAAACGCGUAUUGAAUAUUAUGGUGGUGGUGUAUCAUUUAUUUAAACAAAAUAAUUAUUUAGCAUUUUAAUUUAAAAAAACAAGGAACUAUAUAAUGUUUAAUAAAAUAUAUAAAUAUAUAUUUAUAAAA